Messenger RNA from Sphaerodactylus townsendi, 2538 nucleotides. It is a transcript of the gene RAB7B, whose product is annotated as RAB7B, member RAS oncogene family. Gene Ontology annotation, cellular component: late endosome; lysosome; phagocytic vesicle. Gene Ontology annotation, biological process: endosome to lysosome transport; phagosome-lysosome fusion. The transcript is spliced from 6 exons. The record is from RefSeq and is a predicted model, not a curated record. Bases 227 to 829 code for a protein of 200 amino acids. Gene Ontology annotation, molecular function: GTPase activity; GTP binding. Lineage: Eukaryota; Metazoa; Chordata; Lepidosauria; Squamata; Sphaerodactylidae.
UAAAUAAAAGAAAUAGUGAAGGAAAUCUGUGCUUUAAGUGUCUACCAUGAAGUGGAAUCCUACUCUGCCUAAAUUUCUGACCUUAGGAAGGCUGUUUUCUUUUUGAGAACUCUCAGGAACAAACGCACAAGAGAAGAGCUGCUCAGAGUUUGCUUUGCCAACUUUCCACACAAGAGCUUUCAGGAAAGCAAGAAGGGAUCACAUCGGAAGAAUCUCUGUUCCAUUCAUGAAUGCAAGCAAGAAAGUGGAUUUGAAAAUCAUUAUAAUUGGAGCUCUAGGUGUAGGCAAAACCUCUCUCCUACUUCGAUAUGUUCACAAAACAUUUCAUGAAGAUUAUCAAACUACCCUAGGAGCCAGUGUCUUGUCUAAGAUGGUGGUGGUGGACAAUACCACCCUGAAGCUGCAGAUUUGGGACACAGGAGGACAAGAACGGUUCCGGUCCAUGGUAUCAACAUUUUACAAAGGCGCAGAUGCCUGUGUGCUGGCCUUUGAUGUCACAGACAAGGAUUCUUUUGAGUCCUUGAAUUAUUGGAGGAAAGAUUUUCUGCAGAAGGUCACUCCUACAGAACAAAACUUCCCUAUGGUUGUUCUGGGGAAUAAAAUUGAUUUGAAGAAACGAGAGGUAUCCAAGGAGGAAGCUACAUUAUGGUGUGUGAAGAAGAACAUUGCCUACUUCGAAGUUAGUGCCAAAGAUGAUAUCAAUGUUGUGCAAGCCUUUGAGACUUUAUCAAAGCAAGCACUCUCAAGGUACCGAGGGACCAUUGAGAGCUAUCUCACAGAUUCUAUUAAACUUAUUCCUGAAGAUGAGCCCAGAAAGAAAUGCUGCUGAGAUAUUGGUUGGAAAGAUGGCGUUUUUUCACUCAGGGAACAGUCACAGUUGUUGGAAAUCCCCACGCCAAUCAAGGAGGGAAGAAUACUUACAGCAACCACAUCCCAGGAAAGACAAGAAAAUGGCAGGUGAUGACUGAAACAAGCAGAUGGGAACCAGCCUAAAGUAUCUGGAUUACAGCUGUCAUCCUUCCUGCUCCAGUUGCAUUCUGAGAUGCCAUUUUGAAGCUCAGUACCAUCUUUCAAAGCACACCCAUGAAAUGACCUUGUUAAUUUGCCAAACUGAGGACUGUCUUUCUCAUCUCUGGUUACUACUGUUUUCCAUCUCUUAUUGUUGCCUGUUAACAAUUCAGGCAAAUUCUUUUCAGUUUCCACAUAGGUGCUUGGACUGCCUACACUUUUGGUGCUUGAACUGCCUACAUAGUGCCCAACAGCACAACCCGAAGGGGCAUAAGUAAACCUCUCAGUCCCCUCCUUUGAAAAUAAUCUGAACUGAUUUUGCAACUCUGACAAGUAUCCAUGUUCACGUUGGUUCACCAUACUCACUUGUAACACUACUGAGAGGCUGAAGCUGACAAUUCAGUUAAAGAUCUUUAAAAUGUAUAUUAUUCAAAGAAUAGAGAGUUGCCUGAAUGCUAGCGUGCAACCCGAAGAAUUAAAAAUCUUUGGGUCCAGUUCCAUUGUCUGCAUUCUUCAGUAUAACUUCUCAGAAAUUCAAGAUUUUGCACAUUCACUUAUUAAAGUCUGCAGUUUUUCCUCGGGAACCUGGUUCCACCUUACGCAUACACCAGAGAAGAGCAUUUCUAGUAUUCAUGUUACUGAUGCAUCACAUUUCUAACACUAUACUGGAGAUUACCUUCUCAGAUGCACACAUGUUUGUGCAAUGGCAAACAGCACAUUUAAAUUCACAAACAUGACAUGCAACCAGGACAAAUUAUGCCACCUUCAGUUUCCUCAUAUGUAAAAAGGGAACAAUUUCCACUUCUCUGGGAUAUUCUUCAAAGUUACAAAGGCAAUAAGAAAUAUUAUAGAAGAAUUUUUGAGAACAUUAUUUUAAAUCUGAGGUCACUUCUACAUAGCAGUGUUGCUCUGUUUUGCAUCUCAAAUUGCAGGUCCCCCCCCCCCCCAAGAGCAUUCACAUGACAUCCUCCUCCAAUUCACUUAUACAGUUUCCCCUGCUUUCCCCUGUUCUUUCCAAAACCUCCUUUGGCAUGAUCUUUCUGGCAAGACUGUAUUUAAAGCAGGUUUGCCCACCAAACCUCAUUGCCUACAUUACUGGCACUUCCCUUACACUCACCAUGAUCUCAUCCCUGGGCCACCAGCACAUUUUUUGCUGGCUUUAAGAAAAAUGGUAAUAGCUGAAGUGACAUACAUACUCCUAUGGAGAACAGCGGGAGCUAGAGUAGACAGAGGGCAAGUGCAGAGAAUAUCUCCAUGUAUAUGCUCCAUCAUCACCGUGAAUGCCUGUAUUUCCCCUUCACUUCUAUCAAUUCACAAACUUUGCAAAACAAAAAUGUUUAUCAGGGUAUUCUUAUAAAAGUAUUACAGGUGUGGUAUAAUUGAACAGGGAAUAUAAGGGAAUCUAUAUGCAGUCUGUUGCACUAUGGUAUGUCAUGCCUUAGACAGGGUUCUUUUUCUACACUGUUGUCCAGUCCCGUAAUCAUUGUUUAUUGGAUGUUUUAUGUAGUUUGAUUAAAUUGUUUUUUUAUA